Messenger RNA from Penicillium concentricum, 1098 nucleotides. RefSeq lists its product as uncharacterized. Gene Ontology annotation, biological process: anaphase-promoting complex-dependent catabolic process. The transcript is spliced from 2 exons. Gene Ontology annotation, cellular component: anaphase-promoting complex. NCBI's taxonomy places the organism in Eukaryota, Fungi, Ascomycota, Eurotiomycetes, Eurotiales, Aspergillaceae. Bases 1 to 1098 code for a protein of 365 amino acids. The record is from RefSeq and is a predicted model, not a curated record.
AUGCUCACCCUUUCAUCCAUUACACCACGCGACUCCCACGAACUUUGGUUCGGAUCUUCCCAACCAUAUCGCUCUACCUCCGAUCAACAAGGCGACAAUGCCGCAAACCACCUCGCUCGGCGUAAUGCCAACGGCACGCCCAGCAGUCAUCGCUCAUUCAUGCCAUCCCGCUCUUCUGCCAACACAAUCGCCACACUAGCCGCAGAAGAACGCUCGCUACGCGCUCGAAAAUUGAACAUUGCGUCAUUUGGAUACUCAUGGAUCAGGCCGGCGGGAUGUGCGAAAACAAUGCUCGGUAUGAAAGAGGAGGAAGCGGAGCGCGAAGAGGCGCUACAGGCAGCAGCAGCUGAGAUGGAAGCUGCAGAGGGAGAAGGAAUCAUGGAUGAUGAUAUGGGCAUGCAGAGAGAGGAAGUAGAAGAGGAUGAAGGCAUGGAACGUGAUUUAGAUGAUGAUAUCCCCAACGCGGAGGAGGAGGCCUCGGGUCUUAUCGAGGAAGGAGAAGAAGGGCUCGAGGAAGAUGAAAUUGGUGACGAAGGAGAAUAUAUGGAGCGCGACUUGGAUGAUGCCAUCCCUGAGGGGUUCCCCGAUGAUGACUAUGAGGGCUCAGGCCUGUAUGAUGACGAGGACGACGAUUUCGACAACCAGCCUGAUCUGGAUGCAGAGAUACCUGCUGCCGACGGUGAGAGUGUGAGUGAAGGCAUGACGCGUGACCUCGACGAUGAUAUCCCUGAUGCUGCAGAGCAAGGCUCGGAGCAAGAAGGAGAAUGGCAACACACAGACAGCGAAGAAGAGCUGAGUGAUGAAGAGGAAAACGAACCUAGUAUCAUUCAAACCAGAUUUGCCGAGAAUUUCCGCACCAGUACGCCCAACAGUCGUGGCUUGCCUCCACCUCCGACUCUGCCCCGCGAGCCCGAGACUGAAGCCCAGCGCCGUUUCCUCAAUCGCUGGAGUGGUGGUGGCGAUGCGUUGGAUUCUAGCAGCAUGCUUUACAGUGACGAUGACCUGCGCGCAUCCAUAACCAGUCAGGGCAGUCGACGAAGCGGGUUUGCGAGAAGGUUCCCGCGGCACAUCGGUGGGCCCAGGGACAGUCUGAACUAG